AUGACAAAAUCAGAAAUUCAAGCUAAUGAAGAGAAAAAAGCAAGAAAGAGUAGCAGUUCUUCUGAAAUUAUUUUUGAUGACAAAGUGCAGAAACUUCAACAAUUAAUUGCCAAUUUGGGAAUCGAAAUGCAUCCUAUGAUGAAUGAAAAAAAUGACUGUUGUGAUAAUGAAUUAGAAUUAAGAGAAGAAAAUUAUUUUGGACGACUUUCUGAAAUUUUCAUCGAAAAGAGAUUACUCAAAAAAUCAGGUGAUUAUAUGAUUUCUCGUACACACAAUGAUAAUUUCCGCUUUUCAUUAAUGUCUGAAAAUUAUCAAAUAUAUCAUUUAUCAAUUAUCAAAUUUGAUGGAAUAUACAGUUUUGAAAAUGCCAUCUAUCCAUUAGCUACUUCUUUAGCUGGAUUAAUUCACAAAUGUAUUCAAAGUCCUAUGAAUAUCUUAUCAGCAAUAUUACAAACAAACGUAAUAUUACGUCAUUUUAUCAAUCCAAAUAUCAAUGAUAAGAGUGAUUAUAAUAUAAUUGGAUUAUUCCUAAAUGAAAAUGAUAUUAUCAAAAAAGAUAAUCUUAUUGCAAGAGGAAAAAUUGCUGAUUGUUUUGUUGGUAGAUUAUUUACAAGAAACAAAUGUGAACAAGUGAUAAUUAAAAUAAUGCAUAAAUACAAUCAUAAUGAACUCAAUAAAAUUUGUCAGGAGUUGCAUAUUUCAAAUGUAUUACGACGAUUCACAGCCAUUGAAUCGAUUGUAGCGGCGCAAUGUGUACAAAUAUUUCAAUCACCGUAUAUGAUCAUUUAUCCAUUCAUGAACUGUGGCUCAUAUCAAAAUUUUGCGCAGCGUAUGGGACAAAGUCUUAGUUUUAAAAAUAAGAUAGAAGCAGCACAGACAAUUGCGCAUGCUUUAUCUGAUAUGCAUUUUCUGGGAUUAUUGCAUUGUAACAUUGGAGCUAGAAAUAUAUUUGUAAGAAAAGAACUAAUUACUAGUUCAAAGGUCAAGAGUUAUUCGUCAUCAUAUUGCUAUAAAUAUUAUUUGGGUGACUUUCGUGACUCUCAUAUUGGAAAAAUCAAAGAAGUAAAACCUAAAAAAUUGAGAAAUAUUCGUUGGCUUGCACCGGAAGUAUUUAAAACGAAACAAUUAACAGAAUGUACCGAUGUGUUUGCAUUUGGCAUUACACUUUAUGAAAUUUUCACCGGAAAUUUACCGUAUUUCUCGAUGAGUGUGGAAGAGAUACAAAGUAAACUGAUAGCUGGACAUAGAAUACGACCUGAAAUACGUGAUAUUAAAUUACCUCGAAAUGUACUGAAAUUAAUGAGACGUUGUUGGCGUACGGACGUAAGUGAACGACCAACAAUGAAUGGUAUUUGGCUAGAAUUAAGAGCAAUUAGAAAUAGUUUAAUUUUUAAACAACAAUAUGCUAAAUUUAAUUUUCAGCAAAAAACAAUUUAA
This is a messenger RNA of Brugia pahangi, 1437 nucleotides long. NCBI's taxonomy places the organism in Eukaryota, Metazoa, Nematoda, Chromadorea, Rhabditida, Onchocercidae. The record is from the annotation of a GenBank genome assembly.